Guillardia theta CCMP2712 is the source of this 399-nucleotide messenger RNA. RefSeq lists its product as hypothetical. The record is from RefSeq and is a predicted model, not a curated record. The transcript is spliced from 6 exons. The coding region runs from base 1 to 399 and encodes 132 amino acids. NCBI's taxonomy places the organism in Eukaryota, Cryptophyceae, Pyrenomonadales, Geminigeraceae.
AUGCAGAGCUUGAAGCUCUUGGCGCUCUUAGCGGUCCUGGUGCCCAUGGCAGAGGCCUACUGCAACCUGAAGACCUACCAUUCAUACUUGAAGAAGCAAGAGAUCACAUGCGGGAGCUCGAAGUCGACCUAUUGCGACAAAGAAUGCAAGAAGUCUAUCACGAGCUGGGUGAUGUACUCUGACGGAUGCGUGGCUCCCAACGAGAACUCCCUGCCCCAUCCAUUCUUAGACGAUAACGGUAUCAAUCCUGUUUACCAGAAGGACAUGCACGAGAUGAAGGUGAGGUACAAGCACUACUGUGGCAAGCCAUGGUCAGCUGGGGCCCAGCUCUCUCCUCUCAGCAAGUUCGUCAGUCUUGUUGUGGGAGCUGCUGUCGUGGUCUUUUCCUACCGCAUGUAA